UUCACAUUGACGAUAUAAAUAUUCACAUUACGGAAUAUUCAUACUGUAAAUGUGAAUAUUAUUAGAGGUACUUUGAUAACUAUGUCAUCCAUAAAACUUAUUAAAAUAUAAAAAAAUAAUAUUGACUAAAUAAAAUAUAAGUAAGUAAAAACGAAUUUACAAAAAAGUACCCCUACAUUUAUUGGUAAGUUUGAUUACAAAUUGACAACUAGCUGGUGCAUGGUAGCUCACCUAUUUCUUUCAAUCUCUUUUGCAGUGAGUGUGAGAGGAAUUGUUUGUGUGUCCAAAACGUUCCUAAGAUACUGCAAUUACAUUACAAAUUGUAAUUGACUUUUGUCAAGCAAACCAGAAGGCAUGGACAAGUACAGUUUCAAGUAUUAAUAUAUAUAUAUAUAUAUAUGAAGUAGCACUUAUCUUUAUUUCUUCCAUAUUUUUUUAAAAAAAAAUUCCCCCAUAGACAGGUACGCCAAAUUUUCUCAUGUCAACUUCACAAGGGAAUAGGAGCCUCCACAACUCAUUAAGAUGAUCAAAGUUCCAAAAUAUUGUUCCUAAUUGGUUUGUUCUUUUUGUUUUUUGGAGAGAGAGAGUGGGGCCAAAAAAAAACCAAAAUUUCUACUGAUUAGUUAGACUAACCAUAAGCACAUUCAUUCUCCAAUGAAUGAGACAAUCCAAGGAAUGAGACAAGCAAAGCGUGUUAGCAAUAUAACGGAGGUUUUAACAUUAUACCAAACUGCCUGUCAAUCUCCCAAGGUGAACUAUAUCUCACCGUGUAAAGAAAUAUGGUGUGAAAAAUGAAAAAUAAAACAUCAAGAGGAAAAACUUACCAAUUUUGCAGUCGCAGUCAUUCUCAUCUUUUAUGUCUUUCUUCUUUUUGUCAUGCAAAAAUGGCAAAUAAUCAUAUGCAUAUCCUGGCCUUCUGCAAGAUGUUGUAAGUUAGCAGAUAUUAAGGGAGAGGUUUCAUAGAAAACAAGGCAACUUGAUUCGUGUUUUUGGAUCAGACACAUCAUGUGCCGGAAGUGAUGGAUCCACUUCUGAAAUUCAAAGAUUGAAAAAACCGUAAGUUUGGUGUAAAAGGAUAUUCAUGUUCUCCGACUAUGAUAGAGAAAACAAAUUUAGGUAUGUAGAUCAUCAGCAGUUGUAUACACAAACAUAUCUAUCAUGAUUGUACAAGUUUUCUAUCUCGAUUAUGUUAAUGAAACAGCAACAGUGCCAAAGAAACUGUAUAACACUUUUGUGGCAAUCGUGACAAUUAACUAACUGUUAUAAUGAAGAAGAAAAAAAGAGCGUUUUGCAUGUCCUUUAACCCAAUCACAAAAAUAUGGAGGCCUUCCAAUACAUUUUCCCUAAUUUACUAUAUGGAAAACAAAUUGCAGCCAAAAGAUCUCGGGUUUUUGUGAUGACUCUAGACUUGACAAUGCAUUUGCAUGAAUAGUGAAUUAAUUAUUCACAUGGAAGAAAAAAAAAAAAAAUUAAGAUGGCACAAAAGCUAUAAAACAUUUGGCAAAAUCAGAAUCAGGAAUUUCAAAGAAUCAUCACAAAACUAUAAGGAGAAGACAUCAUGCUCAUGUAAUAGACAACUUGUAAUGGGGUUAAUAAGCGAUAGACCACACUAACAGUGGGAGGUGGUGUCACUUUCUAUUAAUCAUCAUUAUUUUUAACCUUUUUAUCUUAUUAGACUUCACUUGAAUAUCUUCCUUUACGAUUGAUUGCAGCUGCCUGACGUCAAUUCUCGAAAAGUAUGUGCAUGCCAAAUUUGUAAUAUCCUGUAACCGUACAUAAUCAGCAUACAGCAAAUAUAACUGUGUAAAAGCACAAAAAAGAGGCACCAUAAAACAGUCUCAAAUGGAUGACAUCGAACCAUGUCACAACAUGACAUUGAAACCAUUUUAUGCAUCCAUAACAAGAUAGACGAGAAUAGUGAAAGGAAAUGAAGGCGUGUUGGACUUAGGUCUCUUCACUGGGAAUUAAGUUGCUUGAUUACAGUCGUAUGGUAGGAUUAUCUUAAACCAUAACACUACUCUAGUUGAUUGUAUGUGAAGGUGAGAUAAACUACACUGUAGUACCUUGGCUUUACAUCAAUCCACAAUAAAUGUUGAUUCAACAAUGAGAUUUGCAUUUGAGGUGUUGCGAUAUGACAAUUCUCCACAUUAUGCAAAGGUGCACUUAUCCCUAACAAAUGUGUUCCACUACCACUAGGGUCAUCUAAGCGCUCACAAAUGAAUUCAUGUUGAGAUAAAUACACACAACAAAAUUGUUUUUCACUCUCAUCUUUUUCUAGCCAAACCGAUGGAUUGGAGAUUAAUUGGAUUGGAUGUAACUGUUAUCUACCCACAUCCCAUGUGUAUAAAAUGGGUUGACCUCCAACUCAACUUUCCUACAAGAAAGUGCUAGUACUCAAUCCAAGAAGGGGGGGGAAGUUGAAAGAAACAAUUAACCAUGAGUUCAACUGUAAUAACUAUUUCAAAUGAAGACGAGAUUACUCCUACCCAGAAGAGGAAAUCUCAAUUUGCACUUCUUUCUAAUGUUUAUUCUCUUGUAGCAAAGCAAAGUAAGCAUGACAUGAGAAAAGUCAUUCACAGUUUCAAAGUUGGAAUAGCUUUUGUUUUGGUUUCAUUUCUCUAUCUCCUCGAUCCACUAUACAAAAAAGUUGGGGAAAAUGCCAUUUGGGCUAUCAUGACUGUUGUGGUGAUCUUUGAGUUCUCCGCAGGUGCUACACUUGGCAAGGGUUUGAAUCGCGGAAUUGGAACGAUAUUAGGUGGUGGACUGGGAUGUUUGGCGUCAAUUUUGGCUGAUGAAAUUGGUGGAAUUGGCAAUGCCAUUAUUGUGGGCACUUCUGUUUUUGUUUUUGGUGAGGAUAAGCAUACGUCAAUGUCGUCAGGCACAGCAGCAACAUACUUUCGAUUGAUUCCAAGCAUUAAAAGGAGAUAUGACUAUGGAGCCAUGAUUUUCAUCCUUACCUUCAAUCUGGUUGUGGUAUCUGGUUUGCACACUGAUAAGGUCAUGGAACUAGCACGUGAACGCCUGUCAAACAUCGGCAUGGGGUUUGCCGUCUGCGUUUUCACAAACGUGCUCAUCUUUCCCAUCUGGGCUAGUGAUGAACUUCAUUACUCCAUAGCCUCCAAGUUUGAAACACUUGCCUGCUAUAUUGAAGGAUACUUGGAGGAGUACUUCAGACUAGUCAAUGAGAAGGAAAACCAUUCCAACACCAGUUUUGCCAGUUGCAAAUCAAUGUUACACUCAAAGUCCAGCGACGAGUCUCUGGCAAAUUUUGCAAGAUGGGAACCAUGGCAUGGAAAAUUUGGGCUUUCUUAUCCCUGGGACAAAUACCUACAAAUUGGAGAUGUUCUUAGAGAGCUUGCUACUACCAUUGUAUCACUAAAAGAGUGUCUUCAAUCUCAUAGACAGCCCUCAUCAGCUCUAAGACAAUCAAUUAGAGAACCAUGUGAAGCGGUUGGGUCAUCACUUGCGUGGACUCUGAGAGAUAUUGGAGAGAGUAUAAUGAAAAUGGAAAGAUGCAGGCCUAAGGCAUUCAUAGCACCAAAAUUGCAGUCAAUGAAACAAGAGCUUAGCCUAGUCACUUAUUCCAAAUUAGGAGCAGCAGAGAAUGGUGAAGGACUAGCUAUGGCCAGCUUUGUGUUCCUAUUGAUAAAGAUGGUAGAAAAGGUUGAAGUACUAGUAGAAGAGGUUGAAGAACUAGGGGCACUAGCAGGUUUUUCAAACUAAAUAGAUUGAUGUUUUAACAUAAGAGCAUUUGGUGCUGUAUUUAACGCAUCAGAGCCAUUUUUUGGCAUCAUAAAUAUAAA
Camellia sinensis is the source of this 3803-nucleotide messenger RNA. NCBI's taxonomy places the organism in Eukaryota, Viridiplantae, Streptophyta, Magnoliopsida, Ericales, Theaceae. The record is from RefSeq and is a predicted model, not a curated record.